Fulmarus glacialis (Northern fulmar) is the source of this 442-nucleotide messenger RNA. It is a transcript of the gene MMAB, whose product is annotated as methylmalonic aciduria (cobalamin deficiency) cblB type. The transcript has 6 exons. NCBI's taxonomy places the organism in Eukaryota, Metazoa, Chordata, Aves, Procellariiformes, Procellariidae. The annotation marks the transcript as partial. The record is from RefSeq and is a predicted model, not a curated record. Gene Ontology annotation, molecular function: corrinoid adenosyltransferase activity.
GCUUGCUGGUGAAUUUAGCAGUGAAAAGGGCCACGCAUUUGUUGAACAACUUCACAAAGUCCAGUGUAUGCUGCAGGAUGUGGGCUCCAACAUCGCGACGCCUCUCUCCUCAGCCAGGAAGGCUCACUUAAAACGAACAUCUUUUAGUGAGAAGCCAGUUCUGGAGCUGGAGCAGUGGAUUGACAGUUACUCAGAGCAGCUUCCUCCGCUCAGAGCUUUCAUCUUGCCAUCAGGAGGUAAAAGCAGUGCUGCUCUCCAUUUUUCCCGAGCUGUCUGCCGCAGAGCUGAAAGGUGCGUGGUUCCUUUAGUACAAGCAGGGGAAGCAGAUGCAAAUGUGGCCAAAUACUUGAACAGACUGAGCGACUAUCUCUUCGUUUUGGCACGUUACGCUGCAAUGAAGGAAGGGAAGGAAGAGAAAAUAUACGUAAAGCCUGAACCAUAA